This is a messenger RNA of Staurois parvus, 491 nucleotides long. The record is from the annotation of a GenBank genome assembly. Lineage: Eukaryota; Metazoa; Chordata; Amphibia; Anura; Ranidae.
CCCAGGACCCUACAUUCACUAUAUCUGGUCUCCCACAGACCCUGCAUUCACUAUAUCUGGCUGCCCACAUACGCAUGCAUUCACUAUAUCUGGUCUCCCCGGACCCUGCAUUCACUAUACCUGGUCUCCCCGGACCCUGCAUUCACUAUACCUGGUCUCCCCAGGCCCUGCAUUCACUAUAUCUGGUCUCCCCGGACCCUGCAUUCACUAUACCUGGUCUCCCCGGACCCUGCAUUCACUAUACCUGGUCUCCCCUGACCCUGCAUUCACUAUAUCUGGUCUCCCCGGACCCUGCAUUCACUAUACCUGGUCUUCCCGGACCCUGCAUUCACUAUAUCCGGUCUCCCCGGACCCUGCAUUCACUAUACCUGGUCUCUCCGGACCCUGCAUUCACUAUACCUGGUCUCCCCGGACCCUGCAUUCACUAUAUCUGGUCUCCGCGGACCCUGCAUUCACUAUAUCUGGUCUCCCCGGACCCUGCAUUCACUAUA